UCUAGUAAUCCCCAUUCCUAAUUUCUUUCCAAGUCCAUGCUUUUGUCGUAGCUUUUCAAAAUUUUGAAAAACUUUGAAAAUAUAUGCUUCUGCCUAUUAAAUUACUGUGAUCUAUCCGUUUGGAAUGAGAGAACCGUGGUUUCCAUGUUCUGAUAACUCAGUUUAGCCACAGGACUUGUAAAUAUGUGCACGUAGGCCUGGCGAAGCUGGUUGCAUAAUUUUUUAAUCUUCUCAAAGGCUGAGAACCUGAACAUAAAACAAUAAUAAUGCUACGAAGAAAAUUAUCGGGGCAGCCUUCAUGGCUAGCCAUUCAAAGAUGUUGUCAACCUUUGCCCUCUACGUAUCCCUCUACCUUUGUUUUAUCAAAGUCUUUCCAUAGAUCACAAAUAUUGGAAAGCAAUCCUCAAAGACGGCCAAGUUUCUUCUCGCAAGUCAUAGAUAACAUAAAGCAAGAAAUGGAGAAGAAUAAAGAGAUGAAAGAGAACAUCAAGAAGUUCAGGCAAGAAGCGGAGAAGUUGGAACACUCGGACGCUCUGCAAAAGGCCAGGCAGAAGUUCCAGACAGUUGAAUCUGAGGCCAAUAAAGGCUCCGAAGUGCUCAAGGAAAGGUUUGGAAGUUUCAAGGACAAAUUUGAAGAUGUUCUGGAAGAAGCUGGAAAGACGGACAUAGCUAAAAAAGCUGGUCAAUUUACUGAAGGAAUUGGUAAAACAGCCAAAGAUGCCGCAGAGAGCAUCUCUGAAACGGGUCACAAGAUUGGACAGACUCAAGCCUUCCAGGCCAUUUCUCAAACUGCCUCAGUUGUGAAAAAGGAACUUGAUAAGAGUGGCAUGCAGGUUCACAUGUACUGCCGUCCAGUCAAACUUCGCAAACGGAAAGAAGUUCCAGACGAUGCGGAGGAAAAAAUUGUUGAGCCGAAUCUUGACGCUACCGGAAUGGAACUGCACAAGGACUCAAAAUUCUUCCAGAACUGGCAGAAUUUCAAAGAGAACAAUCCCUACGUCAACAAAGUGGUCGACUGGAAAAUGAAGUACGACGAGAGCGAAAAUCCUGUGAUUCGCGCCUCGAGACUUCUCACUGAUAAAGUGAGCGACAUCAUGGGCGGUCUUUUCCAGAAAACGGAACUGUCAGAGACAUUGACGGAAAUCUGCAAGGCUGACCCCAACUUUGACAAAAACAAGUUCCUCCUGCAGUGCGAGACGGACAUCAUCCCCAACAUUCUGGAAGCUAUGGUCCAGGGUGACCUGGAAAUUUUGAAAGACUGGUGUUACGAGGCUCCCUACAACAUUCUUGCUACGCCCAUCAAGCAGGCCAAAGCCUUGGGAAUGAGAUUUGAUUCUAAGAUUAUCGAUAUUGACAAUAUCGACCUGGCCUUAGGCAAGAUGAUGGACCAGGGGCCAGUGCUGAUCAUCACCUUCACGGCGCAACAAAUCAUGUGUUUGAGAGACUCCGCGGGGAAAGUCGUAGAAGGUGACGCUGACAAAAUCAUGCGGGUGAAUUAUGUGUGGGUUUUAUGUCGAGACCAAACCGAGUUAGACCCCAGGGCAGCGUGGAAGCUGCUGGAGCUUGCAGCCACUAAUAUGCAGGAGCAGUUCGUCUGAGAAACUCAAAAGUUGUCUCUGCCUUGCGAUUCAAUAAGCAGCCAUAAAUUUGAAUUACCUCUAUGCGUUGAAUCUGCCGCGCUUCUAGACCGAGCACAUAUUUCCUUCCGUUCUGUUGCUCCGCGUCUAGAGACGAUUGUUUGAAGUUGAUAAACACUGUGAUUAGUCAGAGCGAUUGCUGCAGAGGGAAAUAUUAUGAGAAAGAAAAAAAUGUUCAAAGUUGAAAAUAAAACAAAAUAAUAUUGCCUCUCCGGAAAGGAAAA
Messenger RNA from Neocloeon triangulifer, 1861 nucleotides. Its product is annotated as mitochondrial import inner membrane translocase subunit TIM44. Bases 267 to 1598 code for a protein of 443 amino acids. NCBI's taxonomy places the organism in Eukaryota, Metazoa, Arthropoda, Insecta, Ephemeroptera, Baetidae. The record is from RefSeq and is a predicted model, not a curated record. The transcript has 7 exons. Gene Ontology annotation, cellular component: mitochondrial inner membrane. Gene Ontology annotation, biological process: protein import into mitochondrial matrix. Gene Ontology annotation, molecular function: protein-folding chaperone binding.